This is a messenger RNA of Mollisia scopiformis, 996 nucleotides long. RefSeq lists its product as uncharacterized. Bases 1 to 996 code for a protein of 331 amino acids. The transcript is spliced from 3 exons. NCBI's taxonomy places the organism in Eukaryota, Fungi, Ascomycota, Leotiomycetes, Helotiales, Mollisiaceae. The record is from RefSeq and is a predicted model, not a curated record.
AUGUCGCAAAUCAUGGAGCCGAUCCCUCUGCGCACUUUGAUCACUCUCCUCCACUACGAGCUAAUGGUCUCUGAUCCUCGAUAUGAAGGAACAGCGCUGUUUCAAACAAGUUUCGCCGAUCCAGCAGUGAUCGCGCGCAUUCAAAAGCAGUUUGUCAGUGACGCUGAAAAGCACCCAGAGUCGAUCGAGAAGAUGGUAUUUCAUCAAUUCAACGAACACAAGUCCUCCUCCAAGGAACCUAUCCCUUUAACCACCUGUGAAAUUCACCCGCAUGCCAACGAAAUGGUGAAGCGCCUCACACCCAUCGAAGUUGAACAGAUCUAUCUGGAGAGUAGAAACCAUGAUGGUUGUUUCAAAGCUAUCGGAUUGUUCCAAUUCUUCUUCGAACUUUGCCCUGCUGGGCAGAUGAUCUCAAUUCAGGUUGGAAACGAGGCGCCUCUCAUUGUCAACCCAAAAGAUCGCGCUUGCACGGAGUUCGCAAUCGGUGGUCCGAAACUCAUUACCCUUGCUUCUACUAUGAUACCCGGACAAGUAAAGACAUACCAUACCGGUGCAAGAGAGAACGAAGACCAUGCCGUCGUUGUUUUCAAUGUUAAAGGCCCCGCUGAGACACAAGUGGUUGUUGAUAUGACCCGCUCACAAUACGGAAUUGCAGGGCGGGGCACAUUCGGAGAGCGCUACUUUCUUGGCAAUAUCGAAGAGUGGCUCACGUCCAUGGACAAGGUUUGCAAUAACACAACUACACUGUUGACGAGAUCUACCAAUUUCCCUAGGACGAAAAGCGAGAACGAGAACAGGAUUGAGGCUUGUGCGAAGAAGGUUUGGGAGCGCUGGCAAAACAGGGUGAAGGAACAAUGGUGUGCUUAUUGUGGCAAGCCUGGAGUCGAGUUGAAGAAAUGCAAUGGAUGCAAAGCAAAGAAGAUCUGCUAUUGCUGCGGAGAUCAUCAGAAGUCAGAUUGGAAGUUGCACAAGAUGACUUGCGAGCGCAAGAAGUAG